GCCGUCUCUGGUGGGCGGGGCUUCCCGGCGGGCGGCCAAGAUGGCGGAGCUGGACCUGCUGGGCUCCAUCCUGAGCUCCAUGGAGCCGCCGCCGGCGCUGGGCGACCGGGAGGCCAAGCGGGCCAAGGAGCAAACAGCACAGCUGAAGAAGCUUCAAGAGCAAGAGAAGAGGCAGAAAGUCGAGUUCAGGAAGCGGAUGGAGAAGGAGGUCUCCGAUUUCAUCCAAGAUAGCAGCCAGACCAAGAAGAAGUUCCGGCCCAUGAACAAGAUUGAGCGCAGUAUUCUGCACGACGUGGUGGAAGUCGCAGGCCUCACCUCCUUCUCCUUUGGUGACGAGGAGGAGUCCCGAUACGUCAUGAUUUUCAAGAAGGAAUUCGCCCCCUCGGACGAAGAGCUGGACGCCUACCGCCGGGGGGAGGAGUGGGACCCCCAGCAGGCCGAGGAGAAACGCCGGCUGAAGGAACUGGCUCAGCGGCAGGCGGAAGAGGAAGCCCUGAAAGGCCCCACGGUGGUGAACCCCAACACUGACUACAAGGACAAGUACAGCCACCUGAUUGGGAAGGUGGCUGCCAAGGACGCCGCGCACACCAUGGAGGCCAACAAGGCCUACGGCUGCGUUCCCGUCGCCAACAAGAGAGACACACGCUCCAUCGAGGAGGCCAUGAACGAGAUCCGGGCCAAGAAGCAGCGCCUCCGCCAGACUGAGGACGAGGGCCCCGCUCCGCCCGCCAGCAGCUCGUAGGGAUCGGGGCCGCCGGCAGCGGCCGGGCUUGCUCCCCGCCGGGUGAUUUCAGGGACUCGCCUCCGGAGCUGCUGCUGCUACUUCUGUGGAACCCACCUGGGGGCUCCCCAGAGCAGAUUAGGAGGGGGACCCCCACAAAACAUCCCUCCCCCUCCUCCCUAGGUGUACCCCAGCCCUUUUGAGUAGUUGACCCCUAGCCUAGGGUGCCGUUAGCGUGCCGGCGGGCGAGGAGGAGGAGGAGGGUUUGUGAAAGUUUUUAUCUUCUGCGUGUGAGAAAAGGGGCUGAGACGAUUGUAGCAAGGUGGGAGGGUGUUAAGAGAAUAAAUAAUAUAUCCCCCCCAAAAAAACACACACACACACACCACAAUUCCCUUUUUGUGUGCUGUUCAGACCUCCACAACUGAAGUUGCCCCUUUUAAUCCUGUAGUGUGGUUCCCCCCCCCCUUGCACUGAAGCCUCCCACCCUUACCUCUCCCCCCCCAUCUUAAAACUCCCCUCCACCCCAAUUUUUAUUACCACUGUAGUACCACUCUCAUCCACCAGAGAGGGCAUCCCUCUGAGCUGCAGUACGCCCUGCAUCCCACCAGGGGGAGCAACCAAGUUGCAGUGCCACGGCCAACUGGAAGACUUUAACGGGGUGCAGGACAGCAGGAGCCCCCUUUACCCCACUGUGGGGUGGGAGGGCAAAGGGGCCCGUUUGCCCCCGUGUGCGCAUUGCGGGGAGGGGUCCUUGCUGCAUUUAACAAGAAGGUCCCUUCCGUCUUUGGGGUGUCGAGGCCGAAGCAUAACUGUCUUCCCUUUGGAUCUUCUCCCAACGUUCCCUGCCAGCUCUGGAGUUUUUAUUCAGUGUGUAAAUAUUUAAGAAAUUCUGUUUGCCUGCCUUCCCGCUAUGGGGAGCCAAUGCCCCCAUUGCACACCCCACCCCCUGCUCCCACGGGUCACAGGCUCCCAAGGGGGCCUGGCCGUGUGGAUGCGGGAGCCGGGGAGACGCCAUCGGUGGUGUUUGGGCAGAGGGCUGUAUAUGUGUGUGGACAACAUUAAACGCUUGUUUUGGACGCUG
Molecule: messenger RNA, 1802 nt
Organism: Podarcis muralis (Common wall lizard)
Lineage: Eukaryota; Metazoa; Chordata; Lepidosauria; Squamata; Lacertidae
Gene: SPAG7
Product: sperm associated antigen 7
Molecular function (GO): nucleic acid binding
Source: RefSeq, a predicted model, not a curated record